AUGAGGUCUAUCCUCACCGUCUUCACUGCUCUGCUGAGCUUCUCCGACCUCGUCUAUUCGGCGGAGCUCUCCAACGGACGUUCAAUCCCCGAUCGACCGGUGCUGAUCCCCGCGCCGUACGGUCCUGCGGUGUCUCGACCGUAUUCGCCUCCACGACAUGAAGACAAAUAUUGCUUCGUCCCCGGGCCCUGCAAAGAUGGAGAGGACUCGGCUCCUCGCAUCUUGAAGGCAUUCCAGAAAUGCAAUGACGGCGGCACUGUUGUCCUCGACAAAGUGUACACCAUCUCCUCGCCGCUGGACCUAACCUUCCUCAAACAUGUCGAUGUGGUGAUCACGGGCGAGGUGCAUAUGAAUGAUGAUGUAUACUACUGGGCAGACAAUAGCUUCAAGUUCCCCUUCCAGAACACUUCGGCCAUCUGGAUGAUUGGAGGCGAGGAUGUCAACAUAUACGGAGAUCUUACAAAUGAGCAGUCGCUCAUUCACGGACACGGUCAGGCGUUCUGGGAAGAGAACCAAACAAACAAGACGCUUCGGCGCCCACUGCUCGUCGCCAUUGAGGGUUUGCACGGUGGCUCCAUGUCCAAUCUGCGCAUGAAGAACCCUGCCUUUUGGUUCAACAUUAUUGCGAACAGCUCCGACAUCAUCAUCAGUGACAUGCAUCUUGAGGCCAAGUCUGAAAAUGGCGUCAAGAUUGCGAACUCUGAUGGCUGGGAUACAUACAGAUCCGAGCGUAUUGUCAUCCAAGACUCCAUCAUCGACAACACUGACGAUUGUGUCUCCUUCAAGCCAAACAGCACAGAUAUCGUAGUCCAAAAUCUCGUCUGCGACGGCUCGCACGGAAUAAGCAUCGGCUCCCUCGGGCAGUACAAGAACGUCACAGACAUCGUAGAGGACUUGCACAUUUUCAACAUCUCAAUGAGCAAUGCGAGCGACGGUGCCCGUAUCAAGGUCUGGCCGGGCAUCGAGACGGAUUUCCAGAGCGAUCUCAAUGGCGGUGGCGGGCUAGGCCGUGUCAAGAAUGUCACUUACGACACAUUCUACCACUACAACAACGACAGGGCCAUCACAAUCACUCAGUGCUAUGGACAGUCGAACCAAACAUUGUGCAAUGAGUUCCCGGCAAAUCUCACCAUCAACGAUAUCACGAUGAAGAAUUUCUGGGGAGUCACUUCUUCCAAGUAUGAUCCCGAGGCCGGCACCCUGGUUUGUAGCGCAGCAGACCGUUGCAGCAACAUCAACCUGCACAACAUCACCGUCACCGUGCCUAGCGGAAAGCCACCGGUCUACGAAUGCAGCAACGUCGACGAGAGCCUACUCGAGAACAUCACCUGCGUCAAUGCUGAUGAUGACCGUGACACCGGCCAGGGGUAA
Messenger RNA from Clonostachys byssicola, 1371 nucleotides. The record is from the annotation of a GenBank genome assembly. NCBI's taxonomy places the organism in Eukaryota, Fungi, Ascomycota, Sordariomycetes, Hypocreales, Bionectriaceae.